Molecule: messenger RNA, 1465 nt
Organism: Rubroshorea leprosula
Lineage: Eukaryota; Viridiplantae; Streptophyta; Magnoliopsida; Malvales; Dipterocarpaceae
Source: the annotation of a GenBank genome assembly
CGAACGUUGAAAUCUCCUUCUUCGCUUUCCAGAGGACGGACGACGGAGAGGAAGAAUUGUCUGUCAUGGCGUCAAACUCCUUCAAGAAUCCGGUCCUGCCGGUAUCGCAUCCGUCGAUAGACCAGCUGGAGGAGGAGAAAGAGAGGCUCAUCAAGAGAGGAGAUGAACGUCUCUUCAAAGGAUCUGCCAUGACCAAGAGAGGCGCCUACGCCGCCGUCUCUUACAUGGCCUGCGCCGUGCUCUUGGUACUCUUCAACAAAGCAGCUCUUUCUUCUUACAAUUUCCCUUGUGCAAAUGUUAUCACUCUCCUUCAGAUGAUCUGUUCAUGUUCUUUUCUCUAUGCACUGAGACGUUGGAAGCUUAUAUCUUUCACAAACAAUGAAUCUUUAGUAAUUUCUGAUAACUCUGCAAGUUUGGUGCCAUUGAAGACAUUGAUAUACACCUCUCCUGUUGCAGUAUCCUAUUUGCUUUACAUGCUAGUCACCGUGGAGUCAAUUCGUGGAGUAAACGUUCCCAUGUAUACAACUCUUAGGCGGACUACAGUGGUAUUUACAAUGAUUAUGGAAUAUCUUCUGGCUGGGCAGAAGUAUUCAUCAUCUAUUGUUGGAAGUGUUGGCUUGAUUGUUCUUGGUGCAUUUGUGGCUGGGGCUCGAGACUUGUCAUUUGAUCUAUAUGGGUAUGCUGUUGUUUUCCUAGCCAACUUCACCACAGCAAUAUAUCUUGCAACUAUAGUCCGCAUUGGAAAAUCCAGUGGUCUUAAUAGCUUUGGCCUCAUGUGGUGUAAUGGGCUAUUAUGUGGACCAUUUCUGCUGCUUUGGACAUUUCUUCAUGGUGACCUGAAUACCACAAUGAAUUUUCAUUAUCUAUUUUCACCUGGUUUUUUGGCGGUGUUGCUACUCUCCUGUAUUCUGGCAUUCUUCUUGAAUUACACUAUAUUCCUAAACACAACUCUCAAUUCAGCAGUCACACAAACAAUUUGUGGUAAUUUGAAGGAUCUCUUUACCAUUGGACUUGGCUGGAUGAUCUUUGGUGGGCUUCCAUUUGAUCUUCUAAAUGUUAUUGGGCAAUUGCUGGGGUUUAUUGGCUCUGGUCUGUAUGCCUACUACAAGCUUGUGGGGAAAUGAUUGAAGCUCCAGCAUUCAAUAUAGCAUGAGACAUUAUCGUUAUCUCCCUCUACUUCUGCUCAUGUUGGAAGAGGCAUACCCAACUUAAGAUGGAUGAUUUUUGCUCAGUUAGAAGUUGCUGACCAAACCUUCAGGAAAUUAACCAUGCACCUAAUACCACUACAAAUGAUAUUCUUUUUGAUGCUCGUUUUACCCUUCUUUUUCCUUACUUUUUUCCCUUUCUGCAUUUAGGCUUUUGUAUGUAUGCCUAUUAUUUGAAGUGUGAAAUGAUCAGAACAUCAGUCAAGAAACAUUAGUGCAUAUUGUUUAUGUUACAUUUACAAGCUAUCUGACAAUUUUUC